Molecule: messenger RNA, 552 nt
Organism: Nematostella vectensis (starlet sea anemone)
Lineage: Eukaryota; Metazoa; Cnidaria; Anthozoa; Actiniaria; Edwardsiidae
Product: zinc finger protein 625-like
Exons: 3
Coding region: 1-552 (183 amino acids)
Biological process (GO): regulation of transcription by RNA polymerase II
Molecular function (GO): DNA-binding transcription factor activity, RNA polymerase II-specific; RNA polymerase II cis-regulatory region sequence-specific DNA binding
Source: RefSeq, a predicted model, not a curated record
AUGUCCAACAAAAAGUCGGAGAGCGAAGAACUCGACAAAAGCGAACGGACACGUGAAAACAGAAGUUUCGAGUUUGACCUCUGUGGUAAAUGCUUCAGUCAUUCAGGACAUCGCAACGUACAUAGAAGGACACAUUUGGGUGAGAAGCCGUACAAAUGUGAACAGUGUGGCAAAUGCUUUAAACAGGCUGGACACCUCAAGAGACAUGCUCUCACGCAUACUGAAGAAAAGCCACAUCAGUGUCCUCAGUGUGGUAAAUUCUUUGCACAGGCUAGAGAAAAGCCACAUCAGUGUCCUCAGUGUGGUAAAUUCUUUGCACAGGCUAGACACCUCAAGACACAUGCUCUCACACAUACAGGAGAAAAGCCACAUCAGUGUCCUCAGUGUGGUAAAUUCUUUGCACAGGCUAGACACCUCAAGACACAUGCUCUCACACAUACAGGAGAAAAGCCACAUCAGUGUCCUCAGUGUGGCAAAUGCUUUGCACGGGCUGGAAACCUCAAAAGACAUGCCAAUACACAUAUUGGAGAAGAGGCACACCAGUGUCCUUAA